UAAUUUUUAGUUUUGCUCCCGCUCUUCGACCUUCUGGGUAUCUGCUUUUGUUGUCCUCUUGGCAGUUUUUUUUUUAUAAAAUGUCUUCGAGACACGGCUCCAGACGUUACGAUGACCGACGGAGAGAUGAUAGCAGGAACAAGGGUCCUUCUAAGUGGUCGAAUAGCAGGAAACGGAGUGCGGAUGGGAAUCUGCGGCUCCACGGCGACUCGGACUCCACCGUGUUUGAGGAUUUGGGAAGUCAAAGAGAUGCAGAUGACAGGCCAGAGAGUUUUACCACACCUGAGAGCCAAGGCCCCGUCUCCAGGUGCUCAGACUGGGGGACUGAGGUCGAGCUGGAGGAGAUGCGCAUGGGUAUUCGUCGAGACGUUCAACGGUCAGCAUCCACUGCAUGCAGAGAGUACCCAAAUCCCAUGUACAGGAGAAGAAUACUGGCAGCUGAAUUUAAUGAAAGAGAGCGAAAGACAUCAUCUGGAAGCUCGGACUCCAGAGAAUCCCCCGUCCCAGCAGAGAUGGAGACGGACGAGGCAGUGCUUAUGAGGAGGCAGAAGCAGAUCAACUAUGGCAAGAACACCCUCGCCUACGACCGGUACAUCAAGGAAGUGCCAAAGCACCUGCGGCAGCCAGGAGUGCACCCCAGGACUCCCAACAAGUUCAAGAAAUACAGCCGGCGUUCUUGGGACCAGCAGAUCAAACUGUGGAAGGUCAAGCUGCACGCGUGGGACCCCCCUGUAGAAGACAGCAGCGACCUGCAAGCCAUUCAGGAGAUAGACCUUGAUGACAUCAUGGAGGUCGACUUGGGAUCCAGCAGCUCCGCUGAGCUCAAAGAAGGUGCCCCGCGGUCCAAACCUGGCAAGGAGCCUGCGUCCGUCCCGGAGGAAUCCUGCUUGGGGACUCCCAGCAAGAUGGUGAAAAUGGAAGCAACGUUUGAUCUGGAAACUUGCCUGAAAGCGGAGGACAGCAGAUGGCUGGACUUGUGACCCCCAGACUGCUGGCCACGCAGCACCCCAAUGGGGGAGGGGGGCUGCAGCUUCGGAAGACCGAGCACUGGGCCAUGUCCGCUGGGGUGGGGGACCGGAGGCUAUGGUCAAGUCCUUCUGUAGCUUUGCACUCUUAGACACCCAGCGGGAGCUCAACAAGAUACUCAGUGCCCAGCCUGACAUCUCAUUCUUAAUGUGUUCUUUUACAUCCUUGAGUUUAGUAAGGAUUCAUUUUUGUUUUUGUAUGUAAAUAUUUUUCACUUUCAAAAAUGUUGUUGAUAUUGACUGUGGAGGCACGCACUGAUUCACGCAUGCAUUACACGUGCUCUCCAAACAAAAUAAAGCUGGAAUGAGGCCAGCGUGACUGGUGUGCGGUGCUAUGGGGACCAGCCCACAUUUCGCAGCAGUGCUGUCAUGUGACAUUAACACUGACAGUUGGUUGGCUGCUGAUGGGGGAGGAGCCUGUGUCGUAGUGGGCUGAUUGUUUUUGAUGCUUUGCAGCGGCGUGUUCUUUGCCUCCCCUGAAGUGUUUGUGCUAUGUCCAAUUUUAAGUAAUAAAGAAGGUUUUUGUAAA
This is a messenger RNA of Brienomyrus brachyistius, 1554 nucleotides long. It is a transcript of the gene slbp, whose product is annotated as stem-loop binding protein. Lineage: Eukaryota; Metazoa; Chordata; Actinopteri; Osteoglossiformes; Mormyridae. Gene Ontology annotation, biological process: mRNA transport; mRNA 3'-end processing by stem-loop binding and cleavage. Gene Ontology annotation, cellular component: cytoplasm; histone pre-mRNA 3'end processing complex. The record is from RefSeq and is a predicted model, not a curated record. The transcript is spliced from 8 exons. Gene Ontology annotation, molecular function: histone pre-mRNA stem-loop binding; mRNA binding. Bases 81 to 980 code for a protein of 299 amino acids.